This is a messenger RNA of Symphalangus syndactylus (siamang), 3313 nucleotides long. RefSeq names its product left-right determination factor 1 (gene LEFTY1). The record is from RefSeq and is a predicted model, not a curated record. Lineage: Eukaryota; Metazoa; Chordata; Mammalia; Primates; Hylobatidae. Gene Ontology annotation, molecular function: transforming growth factor beta receptor binding; growth factor activity; cytokine activity. Gene Ontology annotation, biological process: anterior/posterior axis specification. Gene Ontology annotation, cellular component: extracellular region.
UCUUCUUUCCCAUUUUCCCCACUCAGCUCACGGUAGAGUUCCUAAGACCCUCGAGGAUGGCAUUGUAUUUUUAGUAAAGACGGGGUUUCACCAUGUUGGCCAGGAUGGUCUCGAUCUCUUGACCUCGUGAUCCGCCCGCCUCGGCCUCCCAAAGUGCUGGGAUUACAGGCGUGAGCCACCGCGCCUGGCUAGUGGCUCCGAAAUAACGUCCCUUCGCGGCUAGCAAGCGGGCCCGGCUGCCCGUGGCCGAGGAGGACCUCCCCGCACCGCCAGAGGGCGCCAGGCGCCACCGCCGAACUCCCCAGGCCGCCUGCCCCGGCCGGGUUGGGGAGAAACCGGAUGCAAACCCCAGCCCCGGCUGGGUGCCCACCUGCUAGUUGUGGCAGGUCAUUUCCUGAGUUCACAUAGCAAAGCAGCGCAGAGUUGGAUCUACGGGAAAGCGCUGGAAUCCACGCUCCGCUUCCCCACGCAGCCUCGCCUGUGGCCCCAGCAGCGCCCUCUGCACACGGGAGGUCGGGCAGCUUAGCGGAGCUCCCCUGCCAGGGACUCAGGCCUCACCAGGGGCCCUCGUGUCCAGCCUUACGUGGGCCCUCUGAGUCGACACACACCCAUCUUGCUCAAGACGAGGCCUAGAGAGUAAGCCGCUUUAACGACAGGUGACCUUGGCAAAACUCUUCAACCAGCUCACAAAUCCACAUUCAGGAUAGGGGUCCUCUGUCUUGGUGGAUUGUCCCCCUGCCCCAGCCUAGACCUGAUCACCUGGAUUGAGACCACCUGGCUCCCUUUAGGGCAUAGGUCAAAACUAGGCUGUAAAUUAUUUGAGUGUACCAAGAACUUUGUGAAUUGCAAGACCUGACUUUAUAUGGACAUUCAUCACUAACUCUGUGAGCUUCGGGAAGUUGACAUCUCUGAGCCUUGGUUUUUUUUCAGCUCAAAAAUUGGGAGAGGUUGCCAUGAGCCAAGACUGCGCCAUUGCACUCCAGCCUGGGCAACAAGAAUGAAACUCUGUCUCAAAUGAAAAAAAAAAUUGGAGGAGAAGGUAGCCUGGAUAUUCCUUUCAACUCUAAACUCUAAUUCUGUGAACAGCAGGGAUGAGGGAGAGGAUGAGGCUCCUUCCUUUUUGGACAAAACCCCAUUGGAACUAAAUGCUCCUAGGCUCCCUUGCCUAAGAAGGUCAACCCAGAACAGUGGGAAAUCUGGUUUCACAACUGGGGACCACCAGCUCAGGAUCUCAUGAGGCCCCAGGACCCUCUGAGCACGGGCCCAGAUGCUCAUCCCUGCAGACUGGAUUGGCCCUUAGAGAGCCCUGACGUUGCCUGAGGCGUUCUGGUUCCUGUCGAUUGUUUGGUUGCAGCAAGGAACAAGACUCUAGGUCCACUUACCAGCAGCUGGGGGAACUGAGCCUCUUACAGAGAAUGAGAGCCCCACCUCUACUCUAGGAAAUGAGCUUUUUAAUUUAACUGCUAAGGCCUCAACCCACACUAGGGGUUCAUGACCAUUGUACAGAUAGCUGUAGCCAGCUGUUCACAGUCCAGACAGACUUGCCCUAUCUAGACAGCCCCCUCCUCCCGGCUCAAGGACCGGUCUGGCUGUGAGCUCCCAGGAGGUCUCAGGGGUGUGACCUCCCUCCCUCCUUCCCUCCCUACUCCCUACCUCCUCCCUCCACCCCAGGCUAUAAAGCUGCCCAGGCUUGGCUCUCAGCACAUCCAGCUGCCUGAGACCCUCCUGCAGCCUUCUCAAGGGACAGCCCCACUCUGCCUCCUGCUCCUCCAGGACAGCACCAUGCGGCCCCUGUGGCUCUGCUGGGCACUCUGGGUGCUGCCCCUGGCCGGCCCCGGGGUGGCCCUGACCGGGGAGCAGCUCCUGGGCAGCCUGCUGCGGCAGCUGCAGCUCAGAGAGGCGCCUACCCUGGACAGGGCCGACAUGGAAGAACUGGUCAUCCCCACCCACGUGAGGGCCCAAUACGUGGCCCUGCUGCAGCGCAGCCACGGGGACCGCUCCCGCGGAAAGAGGUUCAGCCAGAGCUUCCGAGAGGUGGCCGGCAGGUUCCUGGCGUCAGAGGCCAGCACGCACCUGCUGGUGUUCAGCAUGGAGCAGCGGCUGCCGCCCAAUAGCGAGCUGGUGCAGGCCGUGCUGCGGCUCUUCCAGGAGCCAGUCCCCAAGGCCGCGCUGCACAGGCACGGGCGGCUGUCCCCGCGCAGCGCCCGGGCCCGGGUGACCGUCGAGUGGUUGCGCGUCCGCGACGACGGCUCCAACCGCACCUCCCUCAUCGACUCCAGGCUGGUGUCCGUCCACGAGAGCGGCUGGAAGGCCUUCGACGUGACCGAGGCCGUGAACUUCUGGCAGCAGCUGAGCCGGCCCCGACAGCCGCUGCUGCUACAGGUGUCGGUGCAGAGGGAGCAUCUGGGCCCGCUGGCGUCAGGCGCCCACAAGCUGGUCCGCUUUGCCUCGCAGGGGGCGCCGGUCGGGCUUGGGGAGCCCCAGCUGGAGCUGCACACCCUGGACCUUGGGGACUAUGGAGCUCGGGGUGACUGUGACCCUGAAGCACCCAUGACUGAGGGCACCCGCUGCUGCCGCCAGGAGAUGUAUAUUGACCUGCAGGGGAUGAAGUGGGCUGAGAACUGGGUGCUGGAGCCCCCGGGCUUCCUGGCUUAUGAGUGUGUGGGCACCUGCCAGCAGCCCCCAGAAGCCCUGGCCUUCAAGUGGCCGUUUCUGGGGCCUCGACAGUGCAUCGCCUCGGAGACUGCCUCACUGCCCAUGAUCGUCAGCAUCAAGGAGGGAGGCAAGACCAGGCCCCAGGUGGUCAGCCUGCCUAACAUGAGGGUGCAGAAGUGCAGCUGUGCCUCGGAUGGGGCACUCGUGCCAAGGAGCUCCAGCCAUAGGCGGCUAGUGUAGCCACCGAAGGACUUGACUUGUGUGUGUUUCUGAAGUGUUCUAGGGUACCAGGAGAGCUGGCAAUGACUGAACUGCUGAUUGACAAGUGCUCUGUGCUCUCUAGUGAGCCCUGAAUUUGCUUCCUCUGACAAGUUACCUCACCUAAUUUUUGCUUCUCAGGAAUGAGAAUCCUUGGCCACUGGAAAGCCCUUGCUCAGUUUUCUCUAUUCUUAUUAUUCACUGCAAUAUAUUCUAAGCACUUACAUGUGGAGAUACUGUAACCUGAGGGCAGAAACCCCAAUGUGUCAUUGUUUACUAGUCCUGUCACUGGAUCUGGGCUAAACUCCUCCACCACCACUCUGGACCUAAGACCUGGGGUUAAGUGUGGGUUGUGCAUCCCCAAUCCAGAUAAUAAAGACUUUGUAAAACAUGAAUAAAA